Verticillium alfalfae VaMs.102 is the source of this 645-nucleotide messenger RNA. Its product is annotated as protein tyrosine phosphatase protein. NCBI's taxonomy places the organism in Eukaryota, Fungi, Ascomycota, Sordariomycetes, Glomerellales, Plectosphaerellaceae. The transcript has 3 exons. Gene Ontology annotation, molecular function: 3-hydroxyacyl-CoA dehydratase activity. Gene Ontology annotation, biological process: fatty acid elongation; very long-chain fatty acid biosynthetic process; sphingolipid biosynthetic process. The record is from RefSeq and is a predicted model, not a curated record. Gene Ontology annotation, cellular component: endoplasmic reticulum membrane. The coding region runs from base 1 to 645 and encodes 214 amino acids.
AUGGCAAACAAGACAUCCGAGUCGCGGAAGGCGCAGGCUUCGCCGCUGAAGAACGGCUACCUCAUCCUCUACAACGCCGUCUCCGCCAGCAUCUGGGUCAGCAUCCUCUUCCGGACCGUCGCCGUCUAUAGCAGACAUGGCCCAGCUGCAGUGCCUCUCGCCGUAGCGAGCUGGACGCUGUGGGCACAGAGUGCCGCCGGCAUGGAGGUCAUCCACUCGCUGCUCGGCGUCGUUCGCGCUCCUGUCUUGACGACUUUUGUCCAAGUCGCUGGCCGUUGCACCGUUCUAUGGGCGUACAUCCGUCCAUUCCCCCAGGUUGCACAGGAUCCCGCCUACACCGCAAUGGUCGUGGCGUGGAGCAUCGCUGAAGUCAUUCGCUACUCCUACUUCGUGUUCCACCUAAGCGACAUGCUACCCAGGGCCCUGGUUUGGUUGCGAUACAGCAUGUUCUUCGUGCUCUAUCCCGUCGGCAUUUUAGGCGAGAUCAGACUCGUCCUUUUAGCCACUGAGUUCUGGUGGUUACACAGCCAGGUCGUGCCCUACAUCACAUAUGCUGCUCUCACUCUUUAUGUACCGGCGUCAUACAUCUUAUUCUCCCACCUGAUGAAGCAACGUAGAAAGGUACUCGGGAACCCAAAGGCUUAG